AUGAUCGAUGUCGUUAGCAAGAGGUGCGCGCACAGCGGUUGCAACAAGUGGCCGUCGUACGGCAUGCCCCCCUCCAAAAAGGCCGAGUUCUGUGCAAACCAUGCGAGGCCGGGGAUGGUGGGCGUGUGCAACAAGCGCUGCGCUCACCCCGGUUGUACGAAGCAGCCAAAAUACGGUGUCGCCGGCAGCAAGAAGCGGGAGUUCUGUGCGCCACAUGCAAAGGGAGGGAUGGUCGACGUGUACAACAAGAGGUGCGGCUUUCAGGGCUGCACGAAGGGGCCAUCGUACGGCGUGGCCGGCUCCAAGAAGCGGGAGUUCUGUGCGCAGCAUGCGAAAGAAGGUAUGGUGAACGUCUGCAGCCGGAAGAGAGCGAGAGAUCUGAGGGAUGCGCGCCUCGCCGUCGAGGCGGCCGCUUCUGCCCGCCCCAAGCUAGACUUGCAGCAGCAGGCAGGGGGAGACUCCGACGUGAACGGCGGGGUGUACAGCGUCGCCGACUCCUCCACCAACUACUCGAGGACCUUCUGCGGAUCAGGAACUGGCGGGCGCAUGGGCGGUGACAACGGCAGCGGGGGAGGCACGCCGUUCCAGCGGCAAGGUCCUGGCGGCAUAUCCUUCCUCAGCGACACCCACCCCGUAGCUGGAGGUACGGGGAGCUUCGACCGGCACCUCUACUCCCCAAUGGUCACCCAUAGAUUUGCCGGGUCCAUGAUAGGGCAGGGCACCACCGCCGCCGGCGGCGGCGGGGGGGCACUCGGCGGCAACAUGUUCGAACCACAUGGCGGUGCGGGCGCGACUACCUCUUCGAUCAGCAGCGGGGACCCUCACGCCGGCCCGGGGGGCGCUCUACAGGGCGCGCUGGCGGCGGCAACAGCGAUCCCGCCCGCCAACUCCGCGGAAGACGCCGCCGUGGCGGAGCUCGUGAUGGGGCUCAAGAACAGGAGAACCCAGGACGGGGAAGGCGUUGAUGAUGGUGACGAUGAUGCCGCUGAGGGUGCUCCAGACGUCGCGCCUGCCAACAACGAGCGGUCGAUCUAG
This is a messenger RNA of Ectocarpus siliculosus, 1035 nucleotides long. The record is from the annotation of a GenBank genome assembly. Lineage: Eukaryota; Phaeophyceae; Ectocarpales; Ectocarpaceae.